AUGUCGUCCCUCUUCGAUGCCGUUAUCCAGUCCGAGCUGGGCUCAACGGCCGGCUCCCAACAAAUCCACUCAGAUCAGAUCGGCAGCUCGCGGCCGCAGCUCAUGUCAGAGAGCAAUGGACCGAUGAGUGAUGCACAAGGCUUCCCGGAUGACCAGGUUGUGGGCACAAACAGUUCGACGAUAAACCGACUGCGGAAUCCAUACAUGCCAGGCCCCCCUCCGGUCACCGAUUUGGCGGGUGAGAAAGUGCAACAAGCGUUCGCGGAAUUCCUCGAGUCCUACAUUGAGGAGGUCUCAAGCACUGCGCCGCCGCCGUCGUCCGCUCGUUUGUCCGAUAAAUACUAUAUCGCACAAAUUUACGGCAUGAAGAGACUGGGACUGUCGACCCUUUAUGUAGACUUUACACACUUGACAUCAUUGGAUAACCAGAUUCUGGCCGAUGCGAUUUCCAACCAAUACUAUCGAUUCCAGCCUUUCCUGGUGAAGGCUUUGCAAAACCUGAUCAGCAAAUAUGUACCGGAAUACUAUAUUUCCCAUCGUCAAGCGACUAGCGCGCAAUCUCAGAAUAGUUCGGCUAUGCAAGACCUGGAAGAGAGUGCGGCCGAAAACGACGAGAGCAUCAACGACCCCAACCAGCCGAAAUUGGGCCGUCAAGCUAACACCAAGACCCGGCAUCAGCAGACAGAUAAAUUGUUCUCCCUGGCAUUCUACAACAUGCCGCUGGUCUCCCGGUUACGGCAACUUCGAACAUCACAGAUUGGAAAAUUACUGUCUGUCUCUGGUACCGUGACGCGGACAUCUGAAAUCCGGCCCGAAUUGUCGUUGGGUACCUUCAUCUGUGAACAAUGCAAAUCGGUUGUCCCCAAUGUGGAGCAAACUUUCAGAUACACGGAGCCCAGCGAGUGCCCGAACAGUACUUGUGGUAACCGGUCUGGAUGGCGUCUGGACAUUGCGAAGAGUACGUUUGUCGACUGGCAGAAGGUGAAAUUGCAGGAGUCUUCGCAUGAAAUUCCCACGGGCAGCAUGCCCCGUACAAUGGAUAUCAUCCUACGUGGUGAAAUGGUCGACCGCGCCAAGGCAGGUGAACGGUGUAUCUUCACUGGUACAUUGAUCGUGGUCCCGGAUGUUAGCCAGCUUGGUCUUCCUGGAGUGCGGCCAGAGGCCGUUCGUGACAUGAGUAACCGCACUGGUGAAGUAGGGGGAGGUGGUGUGAGUGGUCUGAAGGCCCUGGGUGUCAGAGACCUCACUUACCGGCUCGCCUUUCUUUCCUGCAUGAUCACUCCCGACACCAGCACACCUGGUCAACAAACAAACCAGCAACUGACCGGUAACUCCGACAAUAUUCUGGGCUCUCUCAAUCAGCACAAAGACCCCGACCCGGAAGACGACAUGGCCCAGGAAUCCUUCCUUCAUACCAUCAGUGCAGCAGAAGUGGAUGAUUUGAAGCAACUUGUUCAUUCAGAGUACAUCUACUCGCGUCUAGUCGAAUCCAUCGCACCGAUGAUUUAUGGGCACACGCAAAUCAAGAAGGGCUUGCUUCUGCAACUGAUUGGAGGUGUUAGCAAGUCGACGGAACAGGAGAACAUGCAGCUUCGUGGUGAUAUUAACAUUUGCAUCGUUGGUGACCCUUCGACAAGUAAGAGUCAAUUCUUGAAAUACAUCUGUUCGCUACACCCUCGUGCAGUAUAUACCAGCGGUAAGGCCUCAUCUGCUGCUGGUUUGACUGCAUCCGUCGUGAAAGAUGCCGAAACUGGUGAAUUUACCAUCGAAGCUGGUGCACUGAUGCUUGCCAACGGAGGCGGCAUCUGCGCCAUCGACGAAUUCGACAAAAUGGACAUCAGCGACCAAGUUGCAAUCCACGAAGCAAUGGAACAGCAAACGAUCUCCAUCGCAAAGGCUGGCAUCCACACAACCCUCAACGCCCGCGCUUCAAUCCUCGCCGCCGCAAACCCCGUCGGCGGUCGCUACAACCCCAAAACCACCCUCCGCGCCAACCUCAACUUCUCAGCCCCCAUCAUGUCCCGUUUCGAUCUGUUCUUCGUCAUCCGCGACGAACCCAACGAAGCCGUCGACCGCAAGCUGGCAGACCACAUUGUCAACGUGCACAUGAACCGCGACGAAGCCGUGACACCAACUAUCAGCACCGAGCAGCUCCAGCGCUACAUCCAGUUCGCGCGGACGUUCAGACCUGUCUUCACGGACGAGGCUAAGGCCGUCCUCGUCGAGAAGUACAAAGAGCUGCGCGCCAACGAUGCACAGGGUGGAAUGGGUCGCUCCUCGUACCGUAUCACCGUCCGUCAACUGGAAUCGCUCAUCCGUCUCUCCGAAGCCGUCGCCAAGGCUAAUUGCGUCGAGGAAAUCGUCCCCAAUUUUGUCAUCGAGGCCUUCAACCUCCUCCGCCAGAGUAUUGUUACCGUCGAGAAGGACGAUGUCGAAGUCGAAGAUGACGACGAGGAAGCCGCGCUCGCGCAAGUCGCAGCUGCAGACCUCGAAGACCAGGAGAUGGCCGAUGGGGAUAGGGAAGGCGAUAGCCCCAUGCGCGAUGGCGAUGAUGGCGAGCAGCAAGAACAGCCUGCGCAGCAGCGCCAGAAGCCCAAGACCAAGAUCACGUACGACAAGUACAUGAAGAUCCUGAACUUGGUCGUGCGGAGAGUGAACGAGGAUGAGUCGACGUCUGGUGAGGGCGUUGAGCGGGAGGAGUUGCUUGUUUGGUACUUGGAGCAGAUUGAGGCUGAACUUAACACCGAGGAGGAUUUGCAGCGGGAGCGGGACUUGGCUGUUAAGGUCUUGAAGCGGAUGGUCAAGGAUAACAUCCUCAUGCCUAUCCGCGGAGAAGGUCUCCUCGACGACGAACAAGAUGAGGAUGGCCAGACGCACAAGACCGUCUACGUCUUGCAUCCCAACUGCGCUAUUGAGGAGAUGUGA
Molecule: messenger RNA, 2925 nt
Organism: Aspergillus chevalieri
Lineage: Eukaryota; Fungi; Ascomycota; Eurotiomycetes; Eurotiales; Aspergillaceae
Gene: MCM6
Product: MCM DNA helicase complex subunit MCM6
Exons: 2
Coding region: 1-2925 (974 amino acids)
Biological process (GO): mitotic DNA replication; DNA replication initiation; double-strand break repair via break-induced replication
Cellular component (GO): MCM complex; nucleus
Molecular function (GO): single-stranded DNA binding; ATP binding; single-stranded 3'-5' DNA helicase activity
Source: RefSeq, a predicted model, not a curated record